Messenger RNA from Callorhinchus milii (elephant shark), 1036 nucleotides. RefSeq names its product CDGSH iron sulfur domain 2 (gene cisd2). Gene Ontology annotation, cellular component: mitochondrial outer membrane; intracellular membrane-bounded organelle. The record is from RefSeq and is a predicted model, not a curated record. Lineage: Eukaryota; Metazoa; Chordata; Chondrichthyes; Chimaeriformes; Callorhinchidae. Gene Ontology annotation, molecular function: 2 iron, 2 sulfur cluster binding. The transcript has 3 exons. Gene Ontology annotation, biological process: regulation of autophagy; autophagy of mitochondrion. Bases 60 to 467 code for a protein of 135 amino acids.
AGUACUGAUGCUCGAGCGUUGCGCCUGCGCACUGUGUGUGAGCAGAGUCGGGGGGGACGAUGGUGCUCGACUCCAUCGCCAGGAUCAUUAAAGUGCAGCUGCCGGCCUACCUCCGCGGCCUCCCCGUCCCCGAGACGCUGGGCGGCUUUAUCCGGCUGACAGUUGUAGAAUGGUUACGAUUACUGCCUUUUCUUGGAGUUCUUGCAUUGCUUGGAUACCUAGCAAUUCGGCCCUUCAUUCAUCGAAAGAAACAACAGAAAGACAGCUUGAUUAAUCUAAAAAUUCAGAAGGAAAAUCCCAAAGUGGUAAAUGAAAUAAACAUUGAAGAUCUGCAUCUCACCAAAGCAGCCUACUGCAGGUGUUGGCGCUCAAAAACGUUUCCUGUUUGUGAUGGGUCACAUAACAAACACAAUGAGCUGACUGGCGACAAUGUGGGUCCACUGAUAAUCAGGAAGAAAGAAGUAUAACUUAUUUUAUUAGGCUUUUCUUUAAUUCAUGACCUAAACUGUUCAAUUUGUGAUGUAUCUAAAAUUUGUAUACAGUAAUUGUAAACUUACAGAUUAAUAAUAAUAAUAAUCUUUGCAUUUGAUAUAGCGCUUUUCACGUCUGGACAAAGCGCUUCUCAGAACACACUGUAAAGUGAAUUGACUGUAUAUUUGUGGGCGAACGCGGCAGCCAAUUGCGCACAGCAAUGUCCCACAAACACCCGUAGAUUGAAAAUGACCAAUUUAUUAUUGUUUUUUUGUUUUGGAGGGAUUAUUAUUAGGCGUGUGGAGCAAGGAAACUUGCCCAAAGUUUCGCCCUCUGCCUGGAAUUGAACUCUGGUCUCUCGCUUGCAAAGCGAGUGCUCUAACCACUGAGCUACAGUACUCCACUAAUUAUGUGCCUUUACAGUUUGUAUAGUUAAAAUUGUAAAGCUGUUAGGCAUUACUGGAAUUAAAUCUAGUGUAAUUUGCCAAGAUGUAUAGAAAAGUCUAAAUUUGUUUGAAUUGUCUUAUCACGAUUAUAAAAAUAAAUCUAAGCUAUCUGUGACCUA